Meyerozyma guilliermondii ATCC 6260 is the source of this 1689-nucleotide messenger RNA. RefSeq names its product glutamate decarboxylase (gene GAD1). Gene Ontology annotation, molecular function: glutamate decarboxylase activity; pyridoxal phosphate binding. Gene Ontology annotation, biological process: L-glutamate catabolic process. The record is from RefSeq and is a predicted model, not a curated record. NCBI's taxonomy places the organism in Eukaryota, Fungi, Ascomycota, Pichiomycetes, Serinales, Debaryomycetaceae. The transcript has a single exon. The coding region runs from base 1 to 1689 and encodes 562 amino acids. Gene Ontology annotation, cellular component: cytosol.
AUGACACUUUCUAAACACUUUGACGUGGAGGAAAUCACCCAUAAACUCCUCAAUAGAACCCCAAAGACUACUCUAUCCAAGGAUCAACAUUUCUUGUCGGCCUACGAUUCCAACCAGGUGAUUCCCAAAUUUCUGAUUCCGGAAAACUCCACCGAUGCCGAACUCGUGUACAAGUAUCUCCUGGAGGAAUUGACAUUGGAUGGAAUUCCCACGCUUAACUUGGCUUCGUUUGUGACCACCACCAUCAAUGAUUUUCCUAAGCGGUUGGCGGUGGAGAAUCUCACGAAAAACUUGGCAGAUAACGAUGAAUAUCCUUCAUUGAUCGAGUUCCAAAACAGAUGUAUUUCCAUCUUAUCCAACUUGUGGCACGCUCCUACAACCCCACAUCCAGAAACUGGGGUUAGCGUUCCUACCACCAUUGGUGCCGCUACCACCGGUUCAUCCGAAGCCAUCAUGUUGGGUGGAUUGGCGUUGAAAAAAAGCUGGCAAUUGCGUCAGAAGGCUGCUGGAAAGUCCACCGAGAACCCCAACAUUAUCAUGGCUUCUUGUGCUCAGGUUGCGUUGGAGAAGUUUGCUCGUUACUUUGAUGUCGAAGACCGGAUUGUGCCCAUCAGUAAAGAGUCCCGCCAUGUGAUCGACGUUUCCAAAAUCAAGGAGAAUAUUGACGAGAACACCAUUGGUAUUUUUGUGAUUUUGGGAUCUACAUUUAACGGUGCUUUUGAACCAGUGGAGCAAAUUGCCAAGUUGUUGGAUGAGGUUGAAAAGGAAAAAGGUCUUGAUAUCAAGAUCCAUGUUGAUGGGGCCCUGGGAGCGUUUGUGGCUCCAUUCUUGUUCCCCAAUCUCAAGUGGGAUUUCGCAGUUGACCGGGUGGUUUCCAUCAAUACUUCGGGCCACAAGUUUGGAUUGACAUCUGCCGGAUUGGGAUGGGUGAUUUGGAGAGACGCCAAGCAAUUGCCCGAGAACCUUCGGUUCAAAUUGGACUAUUUGGGAGGAGUGGAAGAAACGUUUGGACUCAAUUUCUCUCGUCCUGGGUUUCAAGUGGUACACCAAUACUACAACCUUUUACACUUGGGUCGUGACGGAUACACCAAAAUUUUUGAAAGUUGUCAACAAAAUGCCCGUUUGUUGGCAAAUGUUUUAGAAAAGAGUGAGUACUACGAUGUGGUCUCCGAGAUUCACAAGAAAGUUGACACAAAGAGACAAGAUGAGUUGUAUACCUUGAAAGGAACCCGUAGUGAAAAUGAAGGCUACGAACCUGGUUUACCAGUGAUUGCCUUUAAGCUCAAAGACGAGAUUCGGAAAAAGUAUCCCGAAUUGCCACAACUGAUCAUUUCAUUGUUGUUGAGAAACAAGGGAUUUAUUGUUCCAAAUUACCAUUUCCCAGCCAACGAACAAAAUGUUGAAAUCUUGAGAGUUGUUGUUAAGGAAUCUUUGAGUUUGAAUCUUCUCGACAAAUUAAUGACAGACAUCAUUGAGUCUACGGAAUUACUUUUGAACGCCUGUACCACUGCCAGGGAAAUUGUUAAGCACCAUGGAUCAGAGAAAGAGCAACACGCGCUCAUUUACGAAAUUUUACUUUCAAUCGCCUCAGGUGGGGUUGAGGACGUUAAGGCUGCUCAGCAUGCCGCGUAUGACAAGGAAGGCACCGGUCACAGAAAACACAAGAAAUCGUACCGUGGAGCGUGUUAA